GGUAUAUUUUUUUAAUUACCACACUUUAAAGACAAACACGGCCAUUGGGCGAUUUCUGUCAAUGAUGGAGGACCUUCUUCAAGUUACAAUUCACCACAACACCCUGAGGAAAGCAAUUUUUCAUUUCUGGGCAAUGAAAAGAUAUAGCUAUGACUUUUCCUGUAUUCGCUGUGGCCAUGAACCACCUAUCCUAAUUGCUGAUGGUAAUUGGAAGGUGGCAUUUGAUUUACCUGUCAAUCUCCUGAAGAGACCAUGUACUCAGAAUGUACAACCAAGUGACCUUAGAGUUGAUGUUGAUGAGAGAUGGUCAUCAUUGGAAAAGGAAUUAAUUUGUGUUGGUUUCAGUAAUGAAACAAAGGAGAGAAACCCUUUCUCCAGUGAACUGUCCUACUCAUCUUUUGCCCCUUGGCUUGGAUCCUCCUGCAGAGCUGGAAAAGUUUUAACAAAAACAGAGAUCCUCAAAGGGUUUUCAGAUCGUCUAAGUGACAAGUCACCUCCUGUGGACUCGCAUGCUGUUGAGGACACAGUACUAAAAUUGCUUGAAUCCAAAAAGCCUUCCAAAAGUGAGCUGCUGGCAGCAUGUGCACAACUUGGAGUAUCUGUUGCUGGCUCUGCCUCAGAUAUCAUUAAUCGCUUGGAGGAGCUACUUCUAUACAAAGACAUUUACCCCAAAAUGUUCAUCAAACUACAGAAGACUGGAGGUGGUGUUCUCCAUGUUGGCUGCCCACAUGCAAUUGUUUACGUUUGUUCACCUCUUUGGUGGCAAGAGUCAGCGAGGGACCACGUUGACGCUCUUCUGAAUUUAAAAACUCCACCGACUAUCUACAUUUCAGAUGUAGCUGGACGUGUUGCACGACAUGCUAACAAUAGAACUCGACAGGCAUUUUUCAGGCCUUUUGAUGGCAGACUGUGUGAGGCCACAGCUGAAAAUGUGGCCAAGGCCUCAGCUAAGGAGCUUGUUGUCCAUUUACCCUGGGUUAAAACCAUGACUGAAGGUGGACGUGUCCAGAGUCAAGGUAAUGAAGCCACUGAAGCACUUGACAAACCUCACCCUAUCACAGGAACGUCAGAUAGACUUUCAUUGUAUGACCGCUUUCAUCAACGUAACCAAAAACAGGAAAAAGAGAAACUGAGAAGCCUUGAUCUUGUCCCAGAGCUCCUUGGUCUCAUUAACUCUUCAAUGGCAGAGCAACUCAACCGGGAACUUGCCAACUCUCGAUACUUUCUUUGUCAGCUGAAAGAUGUUCAUUUUAUGUUUGCACUUCGCUUGGUGUUCCAUUUGCAUAACUGUAAAGUGAAUAAAUCAUUCAUGGACAAAAUGCUGAGACAGACACAAGGGGCAGCUGAAGUUGGCCUGGAUGGCAGACUGAGUCUCUUCACUACAUAUAGAGGCACUGACUCAAGAUUUCAAAUUCCUGAACGGAUCAAGGAAAAGAAGAAAGAAUUAAUCUCGGGUGAAGGACUACACUUUAACACAUCACUUUUCCCCAUCUUAAAGGAAAACAAGGACAAGCUUUCUGAAUUGUACUGCACUGUACAAAAUCAUACUUCAGUCCUUGUGCAAGUUGACAACUGUACAGCAACAGUUAAAGACCUACAGUCACUAUAUCCAGCACAAUCCAUUUUACCUGAAUCAGAAGACAUCCUACCCAACCAACCAUGGCUGACUGAUGAAGCUGUCAAUACUAGAGUAGCACAGCUUGCAUCUACAACACCCAAUUUUGUGAUGCUCCCGACAUUUACAUUUAUUUGCUGGUGGAGAGACUGGAUCACUCAAACAAAAAUAUCCCCUCGAAAUGUAUCAUGCUUGAAGAACCUUAAAGGAAGUGACACUGUGGUUUUUCCUCGAUGUGUCAGUAAGAGUGAGAACCCUGAGUUUGGGAACCACUUCAUUUUGUGGGUGUUCUGUGGUCAAAGUCAUGAGAUCCGGGUGUUUGAUUCCAUGGAGCUUUACAAAGAUAUACCAAAGAGUCAUAUGGAAAUACUUUGUGAUGCCUUCAGUAACACAUGGAAACUUGCUGAUUGGAUUAUCUCUUAUCCACCACAGUGGCUGCAGAGCAAGGGUGAUGCAAACAACUGUGGAGUGUUUGUAUGCACUAUGGCAGAGAUGGAGCUGAAGGGCUUCAGGUUGAGAAAAGAGACCAUUGGUCUGUCACAAACACAAUAUCUACGAGAAUAUCAUGCAACAGACUUAGUAAAAGAUGUUGUUGUAGAGGAAUCAAUGAAAAUACCAGAAAAACCGAUGGAGUGUAUGGCAGGUGACUUGCGUGUGUGCUGUUUUCAGAAAGUGGGCAAAGGGCCAUUGUAUCCCAGUGUUGUCAAGACCUUGUGGGUACAGUGUGACAUGUGUUUGGGCUGGCUACACACAGAUUGUGCUGGAGUGAAAGAAGCAGAUGUCAAAAAAGGCACUUUCAAAUGUGGAUGUGAUUUGACACAACCAUACACUUUUGAUGACACUCGGAAGGCUCUGAGACUUGGAAUUGAAAACAUAAUCUCAGAUCAAGACAUAAAAGCUUUACAUGAAGCUUUUCACAAUGGAGACAUCAAAUCCUGUCGGUUUUACCUGUGGAAACAUCCAGAGACAUCACUGAAAUUCAAGCAGCACUUAAAGCCAAAGCAGUGCCAUUUCAGCGAAAGUGAUCUGAUUAAACUUGCUGACAAAAUAAAGAGAGCAGUGGAUGCAGAUGAGGAUCUUGAAAACCUGAACUACAUAUUUGAUGUUAUGAUUCCAGAAGUGACCAUACUUCUUCUACAAAGAUUGGAGAAGAUUUGCCGCUAUGCGGUUGAAGUUGUUAUGGCCUCUGGCAUAGUUAAGUUACAAUAAUUUGAAGUAUGCUAAUGCAUCAACUGCAUUUAUUAAAAGGGG
Messenger RNA from Rhinichthys klamathensis goyatoka, 2866 nucleotides. RefSeq lists its product as uncharacterized. The record is from RefSeq and is a predicted model, not a curated record. The transcript is spliced from 19 exons. Lineage: Eukaryota; Metazoa; Chordata; Actinopteri; Cypriniformes; Leuciscidae. The coding region runs from base 62 to 2824 and encodes 920 amino acids.